CCACAUCACAAACCAUAUCAAACACAUCCCAUUCCUCUCUCUCUCUCUCUCUCUCUCAACAAAAGAAAAAAAAACAAACACACAAAUUCAUCAAACCGUUACAACAAACAACAAUGGAAAUUGAAACAAACCAACCAUUGGUAGCAAAGAAAAUAUGGAACACACUACGUAUAAUUUUGUUCAUGUUAACAAAAAACAUAGCCAAAAGCAAAAUGGUAGCUGAAUUAAAUCUUUUGCUUAAACGUGGAAAACUCGCCGCCGUCAAAGCUAUAGCCAACACUCUCACUCUCCGCCACCACCACUCGGCCACCGCCUCCUCCUUCGUCUCUCCUCACGACUACGAAUUCAGCUGCAACAACAGCCCCGCCAUCAUAAAAUUCCACAACAAAAAUAAAAACAAUCGUCGUCACCACCACCACCACCAAUACACCGAUUUUUCCACCGUUCAAAAGGUUUUAGAAAUACUCAAUGACGUCGAUGCUUCUUCGUUUUCUUCUCCUUCUCCGUUAGUCACAUUUCCUGGAUUCGGAAAAAGUCCCAUUGGAAAAAGAAUUAGAGUCACCGAUUCGCCAUUUCCUCUAAAGGAAGAAGAAGGUGUUGAUCAUAGUCAUGUUGAUGUUGCGGCUGAAGAAUUUAUUAAGAGGUUUUAUAAAAAUCUCAACUUGCAACAGAAGUUAACCGCGAUUCAAUCGCCUUACAACAACAACUCUCGUGAUAGAUAGAACAUUAUCAAUCGGUCCAGUCAAAUCUUAACACUUGAAUUGAUCUGUUACUCAGAUUUAAUUCAACCGUUAAUAUUUGACUGGAUUUAAUUUGUCACAUGUUACGACCACUUUUUUUUACCAUAUGUAUAAGCACCUUUUAUAUUUUACUACUUUGUCAAGUAAAAAGUCAUGUGAUGGUGGAUCUUAUAGCACGUGAUUUGAUUUACUAUGAUGUUGUGGUUUUGUUUUUUUUUUGCCCCCUCUUGAAUCAUUGUUUUUCAAGAUGGAGAGGUGUUGGUGGUGCUUAUUAUUGUAAUUGGAUAUUGAUAGAGUGUUUAAAUCACACUAUGGUUUUAGAGCUAUGUAAAUCUCUGUUUUUUUGUAUAUAUCUCGUAUAUGUAUGCUUUUCAA
Trifolium pratense (red clover) is the source of this 1115-nucleotide messenger RNA. RefSeq lists its product as uncharacterized. The transcript has a single exon. The record is from RefSeq and is a predicted model, not a curated record. NCBI's taxonomy places the organism in Eukaryota, Viridiplantae, Streptophyta, Magnoliopsida, Fabales, Fabaceae. The coding region runs from base 114 to 722 and encodes 202 amino acids.